Messenger RNA from Cyprinus carpio (common carp), 1213 nucleotides. RefSeq names its product V-set and transmembrane domain containing 2A (gene vstm2a). Lineage: Eukaryota; Metazoa; Chordata; Actinopteri; Cypriniformes; Cyprinidae. The record is from RefSeq and is a predicted model, not a curated record.
GCAUCGAGAGAGAGAGAGAGAGAGAGAGGAACCCAAAGCAUCAUUACUCCAUCAACACCUCGCAGAGACAGUGGAGAGCCGUGAGCACCUGUGUGCGCCAGAGUUGCAGCAUGUUUCCCGCUUCGCAUCUUCUUCACGUGGCUUUCGCUUAAUGCGCUGAACAUUUCUGGAGGACAUUUCUUUUCCAGCUCAUGUGAGAUCUCACCUCUCUCUGGAAUGAUGGGGACCUUACAUGACAGUAUUGGAUUUGUGCUCUUUUCCUGUUUGUCCAUUCAAGUUGGAUUUUCUCUUGAUGGAAUGUUUACCGAUUUCCCUACUAACAUCACUGCAAAGGAAGGGCAGAACAUUGAAAUGGCAUGUGCCUUUCAAAGUGGGAUGUCCUCGGUUUACUUAGAGAUCCAGUGGUGGUUUACUCGAGCUCCGGAGGAACUGAUUACGAGCGAGGAGGAUGAGGAUGAUACUGAGAUGGAGCUGAUUCCAGAUCCAGAUCCUGACGAAGAAGGGACUAAAAUAAGUACAGCCAAGGUCCAAGGCAAUGACAUCUCCCACAAUCUGCAGAUCUCUCGGGUGAGCAAGAACGACGAGGGUCUGUACGAAUGUCGUGUCACAGAUGCUAACUAUGGAGAGCUGAAGGAGUACAAAGCUCAAGCCUACCUGAAAGUCAAUGCCACCAUCCGCCCUCGCAACAGGGCCAUUAAGAAGAGCUCUCCGCUGCACCUGACCGAUAAGAAACCCCGCAAGAGCAGCUCGGCUAUCGGGCAGGACACCAAUGGUAUGAGUUCAGACCAGAAGUCCCAGUCCACUUCUACUUCGCAGACGUCACACUCCAAAACAGUGGAGCACAGCACAGGGUCAGGUACGAGAAUAUCCACGAGUAAUGGACUCGCUAUUCUGCUCCUCACGUCCGGCUUCAUGAGUGGAGCGUGGCUAUAGUUUCAAGACAAUGUCUCUUUUUUCCCAGAAUCACUUUUAUUUCGGAGCCAAGAGAAAAUUGCCUGCUAUUUGGACGGAGCGGACAGCACAGUCGUCCCUCAACACUGCACCCAACAUAGUCUAAUGAUCAUCACCAGAAGCACCUUAGUUUCUAAAGCCUAGGAGAAGGAAACUGCCACAAUGGACACGUGCUUCACGCUCCAAAUCAAACUCGGGACAGAACGAACGGACACAGACUCUUAUGGGGUCUUUCACCCCAUAUAUAUAUAUAUAUAUAUAU